Suillus paluster is the source of this 468-nucleotide messenger RNA. RefSeq lists its product as uncharacterized. Bases 1 to 468 code for a protein of 155 amino acids. NCBI's taxonomy places the organism in Eukaryota, Fungi, Basidiomycota, Agaricomycetes, Boletales, Suillaceae. The transcript has 4 exons. The record is from RefSeq and is a predicted model, not a curated record.
AUGCCAAUCGACAUUGCAAGAUAUAGCAAAUUGAUCUCCCCAAAGGACACAGGGCAUAAUGAAGAGAGAGAGGUGAGGUUGCUCAAGAGGUGUCCUCCUGUCCAUGAGGGCACAAAGUUGAUCAACAUACCCACAACAAUUCUUGAUGCAUCCAGUGCCAUCAUCACAUGGUACCUCCCGGACGCCCUGACCAAUGCCACCCAGAAGGAAAUUUGGGCGGCCUCGGAUUUGCUCACUCCGAUGCUCAAAAAAAGCGUAAAGCUCAAUGGGAUUUGGCGUACUAAUCAAGAAGUGGUUCACACCAAGUGGUUUCAGCAGGGGCACGAGAAUCAGGCAGACCUGGCGGUUUCUGCAUCAUUGAAUGGAGCAUCCUCGGAGGAUAUCCUGAAGGCCAUUGCGAGGCCAGCAGCCAUUGCAACAGUGGCACUCAGGGUUAUGCAUCCUGAGCAGUACUGGGCAGGGUUGUGA